AUGGCUCCAACAGCUACCACAAUAGCUCCAAGUCCGACACCGGCACCGGCCCCGGCCCCCAGGCCUCAGAUCAACGGCCAACCACUCCGAUCGAAGGGCUACUUCGACACGAGGGCAACCAAAGAAAUGCAAGAGCAUCUGAAGAUACCAUCUCGCACGCUGCAAGAAACCCUGGCCUGCGCCUGUCGUCUUGUCGCGGCCAAGCAGGAGGAUGCUGGACUGGCCGGCCAGAUUACCGCCCGCUCCGCUCGCGGCGACGGUUUCUACUGGACGCUUCGAUUCGGACUGGGCUGGGAGGAGGCGCGGCCCGAGGACUUCAUCGAGGUCGAUGGGGAUCUCAACACGGUCACGGGCAGGGGAAUGCCCAAUCCCGCCACCCGCUUUCACCUCUGGGUGUAUGCGGCGCGGCCGGACGUGCAGAGCAUCAUCCACGUCCACUCGCUGUGGGUACAGAGUCUGGUCGCGGCGCGGCAGCCUCUUGUGGUGGCGCAGAUGGACAUGACGCCUUUCUAUGGCAAGUGUGGCUUUCUGGCGGACUGGCCCGGCGUGCCCAUCGCGGACCAGGAGGGCGUCAUCAUCAGCGAGGCGCUGGGGCCGGUCAAUCAUUCCAUCUUGCUCGCGCACCACGGCCUAUUGACUACGGGCAAGUCAAUACAGGAGGCGACGUACCUCUGUGUCUACUUGGAAAGAGCCGCCAGCAUCCAGGUUCGAGCGGCACCGUAUGGGCAUUUGAAGCCGGUGGAUAGUGAGCUUGCCACGGAGGCCGGGGCGUACUUACUGCAGGACAGGAUUGUGAACGCCACCUUUGAAUACUGGUGGCGCCAGACCCAGCCCAUCAGGCCGCUGUGGCUCUGA
Fonsecaea multimorphosa CBS 102226 is the source of this 855-nucleotide messenger RNA. RefSeq lists its product as uncharacterized. The coding region runs from base 1 to 855 and encodes 284 amino acids. The transcript has a single exon. Gene Ontology annotation, cellular component: cytoskeleton. Gene Ontology annotation, molecular function: actin filament binding. The record is from RefSeq and is a predicted model, not a curated record. NCBI's taxonomy places the organism in Eukaryota, Fungi, Ascomycota, Eurotiomycetes, Chaetothyriales, Herpotrichiellaceae.